UUCCUUUUCCGGACAUGCAUUCGGCGAUCUGCCGCUUAUGUCCUUCGUCUAUUCUGACUACAACGGUUAUUUCGAACGUCAAGAUGUGCGUCUCCUAGUUCUGCAGCUUGUGUCUUUCGGACUAGAGCAAACACUCAGAAAUUGAUUUCAAUGAGUACUACCUAUCGCAUCCUCUACACGUGCGUCGCAGCCAUUGUAGCUUCAGCUACGUUCCAAUACGCUCGUUUUACAGCAGUAGUGCUCCGUCGUGGCAAUUGAACACAAUCAGCCCAGCUUUUGAAGCGCAAAUUCACCGUAUAGCCUGUCUCCAGACAAAUUCCCAUCAUGACGCGCCGACAGGUAUUGUCGCCGCAGGCCUCGACAAGUUUGUCAGACAACAAAGUCUCCCAAAAUGCUGAUGCUUCACACUCAACGCCGCUCGCCGUCCCCCCUGCAUCUCCCCAGCGGGAGAAAGCAGCACCACAAACGCCUACCGUGCCUCAAGGUCCAACAAACCUGGCAAAACACAGCACCCACCUCAUCAGUGCUGAACUCCUGAUUCCCGGCCGCGGGAAACCAAUGAACCAAGUGACCGUCGUGAUCAAAGACGACAAGAUCCAGGACAUCCACCCCACAGCCUCGCUACCGGCACACCUACACAGUCUACCCUCGACAAAAGUCCCCGUUCUCCUACCAGGACUAUGGGACUGCCACACCCACCUCCUGGGCUCUAAGUCCUUCAACUUCGGCCCCAUCCUAGUAGGCUCGACGGCUACAGCAGGCGCCCGCCUCGCCAUCAACGUCCGAGACAUCCUGAUGAGCGGCUUCACCAGCGUCCGCGACCUAGGCGGUUUCGCCAUCGAGCUCGCCGAGGCAAUCGAGGAAGGCACCCUCAUCGGCCCACACAUCUACUCAGCCGGGGCCGCCAUUUCCCAAACCUCAGGCCACGGCGACGUCUUCGACCUCCCCUCAGGCUUCGUGACAUCCUGCCUCGGCGUGCGCGACACUCAAGCCAACAACUUCGCUCCGGGCCACGGCCCCUUACUAAUCGCCGACGGUAUCGACGAGGUGCGCCGCGCCGUGCGGUUGCUCACCCGCCGCGGCGCGAAAUGCAUCAAAGUCUUCUCCUCCGGCGGCGUUCUCAGCAUCGCCGACGACCCACUCCGCCAACAAUUCUCGCUCGACGAACUGCGCGUCAUCGUCGAGGAAGCCAAUCGCGCAGGCCGUGUCGUCGCAGCCCAUUGUCACGGCAAAGUCGGCAUCAUGGCGGCGCUAUAUGCGGGAGUCCACACGAUCGAGCACGGCACAUACAUGGACGAAGAGUGUGUAGAACUCAUGAAGAAGAACGACGUCAUCUACGUCCCCACUAGAACCAUCGUCAAAGUCGGCGUGGACCAUCCGGAACUCAUGUCCCCAGAAUCCUACAAGAAAAUGAUCGAGACGGCCAAACACCAUCUCGCUGGGUAUCAGCUCGCCGUCAAAUCUGGCGUCAAGAUCGCUCUCGGCACAGACCUGGGUAUCAGCACGCCGACCACGCAUCCUCUCGCGUUAGGCAAGUCCGGCGGCGAACUCGCGUACGCUGUCUCCGACGGCGGUAUGACGCCCUUGCAGGCCAUUGAGGCUGCGACGGCCAUGGGUCCCGAAGUCCUCGGUGAUCUGGGCAUGGCGCCAAAGACGGGUAUCAUUGCCCCAGGAUAUGACGCCGAUUUGAUCGCCCUCCCCGAAAAUCCGCUGGACGAUAACAUGGACUUGUUCAAAGACCCUGCGAACAUCACGCAUGUGUGGAAGAGCGGGAAAUUGUUCAAGAGCCCGCCACAAUAGGAAUACGAAAAGCAGCCGCUGUCACCAUCGCCACCUACUUAGUUAGUCCAUACCGUCCUCUCUGUAGCACCCACUUCGUUUCUAGACACAAGAACUUGCAGCAAUAGCGCUGGUCGGAUGCAAAUGCAGCAGCUGGAGAAUCUGGGUCGGACAGCAUAGAAAUUCGGAGGAAAACCCGCAUAGAACACGUGGCAGCACACUGUUUCCGCCGCGUGUUACGGUGUACGACAUAAAGACCCCUGUGCUUACGGUGUCACAGGAGCACGAGUACAAGCACAUGAAGUGCAUAGGG
Exophiala viscosa is the source of this 2092-nucleotide messenger RNA. RefSeq lists its product as uncharacterized. The transcript has a single exon. Gene Ontology annotation, molecular function: hydrolase activity, acting on carbon-nitrogen (but not peptide) bonds. The coding region runs from base 325 to 1800 and encodes 491 amino acids. The record is from RefSeq and is a predicted model, not a curated record. Lineage: Eukaryota; Fungi; Ascomycota; Eurotiomycetes; Chaetothyriales; Herpotrichiellaceae.